This is a messenger RNA of Macrobrachium nipponense, 2397 nucleotides long. RefSeq names its product ADP-ribosylation factor-like protein 1 (gene Arl1). NCBI's taxonomy places the organism in Eukaryota, Metazoa, Arthropoda, Malacostraca, Decapoda, Palaemonidae. The transcript is spliced from 4 exons. Gene Ontology annotation, biological process: vesicle-mediated transport; intracellular protein transport. Gene Ontology annotation, molecular function: GTPase activity; GTP binding. The record is from RefSeq and is a predicted model, not a curated record. The coding region runs from base 124 to 666 and encodes 180 amino acids. Gene Ontology annotation, cellular component: Golgi apparatus; cytoplasm.
UAGGAUCGAAGUCUCUUGCUAGAGGUCUUCAGUUUCCUUUAACGAUUCGCAUUUGUUAUCAUAAACAUUUCCACGUAGUAUCGUCGUCGUGUUUUCAUUGCCAGCUGUCAAAUCACAAUAACGAUGGGGGCGUUACUCAGCUAUUUUCGAAGUCUCAUUGGCUCUAGGGAAAUGAGAAUUCUUAUCUUGGGUCUUGAUGGUGCUGGAAAGACAACAAUAUUAUAUCGCUUACAAGUAGGAGAAGUGGUAACUACCAUUCCUACGAUAGGUUUCAACGUGGAGCAAGUCACAUAUAAAAACCUAAGAUUUCAGGUUUGGGAUCUAGGCGGGCAAACUAGUAUAAGACCUUACUGGCGAUGCUAUUAUUCUAACACCGAUGCCAUCAUAUAUGUAGUUGAUUCAGCUGAUAGAGACAGAAUAGGAAUAUCUAAGCAAGAGUUGGUUUCCAUGUUAGAGGAAGAAGAGCUCAAGUCAGCUAUAUUAGUGGUCCUAGCUAACAAGCAAGAUAUGGAAGGAGCUAUGACAGUUGCUGAAGUCCAUUCAGCGCUAGGUUUGGAUGCAUUAAGGACAAGAACUUUCCAGAUUUUCAAAACAUCAGCUAUUAAGGGUGAAGGGCUUGACCAGUCUAUGGAUUGGUUAGCCAAUGCUCUUGCCACCAGAAAAUGAGAUUUGGUUGCUAUUUAAUUGAGGCUUGGUGGAGAAGUUAGUGUAGAGAGGUUGUCGACUCUUGCUCCUCAUAUGAUUCCAAACUUUGCCAAGAUAACUAAUGUGUCUUGUAGAUAUAGUUGUAUUAUCCUCCCCUGGAAACAUUUUGAAGGCUGUUUUCUAGCCUGGAAUUUAAAUUUAAUGGUGAUAGUUUGGGAUUUAUUUGACAAGCAAGGAUAAAAAUGUGGUUUUCACUGUUUAAUACAGUAUAUUUGUAAGUGAAUUCAUACAGGCUUAUGGAGCUUGUAUAUGAAUGUGAUUUUAUAUUUGCUGUAUGUGACUGCUGUAUUUUGUCUUGUAUUUUUACCACGUAAAAAGUAGAAUGGAUGAAUGAGUAAUUUGCCAUGAAAAUAUUUUUUCAAAGAAAACCUGUGGAGUCAGUGGUGUGUCUUGAAGGAAAAUCAUCUUAGAAUUAUGUAAAUCCUAUUUAAGGCAUCUUUCUUUGAUAAAUAAGUUUAAAUGUUUCACUUUCUCAUACUACUUAUCUCUGUAAAUUAUAAUCCUUUAGCAGUGGUACAAUGAUUCACGUUCAAAAAGAAAUUUGUUAUACUUUACUAAAAACUUUGGAGUCUUGCGGAAAGUUUUUUGAAAGCUUGCAAUUAUCAUUCAAUACAAGUUGUGUGCUAUUAUUCACAGUUUUCAAAAUAAUAGUUUGAUAUGCAUUUCUCUUUGACAUGUUAGCUGUAUCUUGAAUGGUAUGUGAUUUUUUCAUGUACAGUAUCCCUCAACUUCUAUAUACUGUACGACUAGAUUAAUAUUACAAAAGUGAAGAGUUUGUGGAAGAAUAUUGUAAGACUUAAGUCAGCAUUUUCAAUGAGUUUCUAUUAUGAUGCUGUGAGAAAUUUUGUAAUUAACUAUUGUCUUGAUAUAUAGAAAACUUUCAUUCAGGAAUGAUGGAAUUGAUGCCCAAAAAUUUUUGCUAUUCAGAUAAAAAAUUAAAUAACUCCUUGAAGUGGCCUUUUAUGAGGUCAAGUUCUCAUUACCUUACUGAGAUACAAUAAUACUAUUACCCAUUAUGAGGUCAAGUUCUCUUUACCUUACUGAGAUACAAUAAUACUAUUACCUAUUCUGAGAUACAGUAAUAUUAGCAAAGGACAAAGUUGAAUAAUUUUUUUUAAUUAUAUCAACGAAUGUAACCCAUUUUUUUUCCAUAUGUAGCAUUAGACUUCCAGAUUAUUAGUUGAUCACAGUAGACAGGUAGAGUUUCUUUGAAGUCAAUGCAGUAUGUAUUUUUAAACUACAGAUUUUUCAAAAAACUUAGUCAUUAGUGUUAAUCCAUCCUUGUCAGUUUUCAAAGUAUCAUACUAAAUGUUGCCCCUUCCUCUGCACCCAUGCAACCAACUGGAAAUUAGUGGCACAAAUGUAUGAUUGUGGAGGUUAUAAUGAAAAAAAAUUGGUUAUUAUCAUUCAACAUUGUAUUUUGUUAUUUCAGAAUUAUAAAUUUUUUCAUUUAUGAUACCAUCCAUAUGAAGUUAGGUCUAUUGUUUCAAGUUUCUUUUUCUUGUAGUUAAAAAGUAUGAUUGUACGCUGUACUCAAAUAUUUAUUAAAAGGGUUUUGUGAUCCUUAUUAUUAUUCAAAUGUGAACAGGUUGCAAAUUCACACUUCACUGUUCAUUAAUUUCAAUCUUAAUUUUUCUCAAAGGGUUACUUCUCUCUUGACUGAAUGAAUAUCUAAUAAAAGUGAAACUUAUA